Cyclocybe aegerita is the source of this 2490-nucleotide messenger RNA. Lineage: Eukaryota; Fungi; Basidiomycota; Agaricomycetes; Agaricales; Hemipholiotaceae. The record is from the annotation of a GenBank genome assembly.
AUGGCUCUACCUCCACCGCCGCCUCCACCUGCUGGAUUCACAACCCCGGCAUCCACUUCCACCUCCUCUGACCCUUGCGAUGACGAGGACUCUGCAGUCCGUCUCAUGAACUGGCAAAACUCGGGAAGCGAGCUCAAGUCCAAUGCGGAGCUCAAGCAAUUGGUUGACAAGGUUAUUCUCCAUCCCAAGUUUGACAUUGAACACUUCUGCAAGUUCAAUCCAUCAAAGAUCAACCAACAGCAAGAUGCAGCUGAUGUCAAAUCACUACACCUCGAUGGAUUUCAGGAGACUAGCGUCUCGAUUGAAGUUCCAUCCGGGGACAAGAACACCCCACCCCAUUUCCUUGAUGUUCCUGGCCUACAUUAUCACAACCUAACCUCCAACAUUCGUGCCACAUUUGCAUCACCCAUUGCUUCACGCUUCCAUCUCACUCCAUUCAAACUCUUUCACAACCUACCAAGGACAACAGAGCAAGAGACCACGGAGCGAGAGACCACAGAACAAGAGACCACAGAGCAUGAGGCUAAUGAGGGUGAAACGGAGCUGCAUGAAACCACAGAACGCGAGACGGAGGAGCACGAGACCACAGAGCGUGUCUUCUCUGAGGUCUACAACUCUGAUGCUUUUCUCCAGGAACAUGAAAAGGUUCAAAGUGCGCCUGUCCCACCAGAUGAUCCAGAGUGCAAGCAUGAGAAAGUUGUGGCAGCUCUCAUGUUCUGGUCAGAUUCAACCCACCUCGCUGACUUCAGAACAGCCAAACUCUGGCUGAUCUAUAUGUUCUUUGGAAAUCUAUCAAAACAUUGUGCUUGUGAAUGGAUCUACAAGAAGGCAAAACCAAUUGGCGGUGCCAAAGUUGAACAAUUGCUGAAACCAACCUCAUCGGUACCAACCAUAAAUGCCUUCAUAGACCGAUUAGGAGAAUCUUUUCCACUCAACCAGAUAUUUGUCAUUGAUCUUAUGCAUGAGUUUGAGUUGGGGGUGUGGAAAUCACUCUUUACGCAUCUCAUAAGAAUUCUUUAUGCUGUGGCACCUGAUGGACGUCUGGUCACCAAGUUUGACAAACGCUUCCGGGACAUGCCCACCUUUGGGACCAAUGGCACAAUUCGAUGUUUUGCAACAAAUGCAUCAGAGAUGAAGAAGUUGGCUGCUCGAGACUUCGAGGAUUUGCUUCAGUGUAGCAUUCCUGCCUUUGAGGACCUUCUUGAUGAGCCCUAUAACACUUGUCUCAUGAAGCUGCUCUAUCACAUGGCGGAAUGGCAUGCUUUUGCCAAGCUACGCCAGCAUACAGAAACAACACUCACACAUCUCGAAGGUGUCACAACUGAGCUGGGGAAGCUGCUUGGCGACCCUGACCUGCGCUACUAUAUUUUGGAGUCUCAGAGUAACGCGAUUGAUGUCUACAGGAUGCUGGCAACGUGUAACGAUGACCCAGCAUACAAGAAAUUUCUUCCGACCCUCCAAGACUACCUUCUUGCACAUCUUAAGGGCUGUGAGUUUGAUGGUGAUGACCAGACAAGAAAAUUUACCCAUGAAGAACGCAACGCGGUGCAUAUCCUAGGAGGGAAGAUAUACUCGGUCAAGACAUGCCAGCUCUUCUACACCUCGUACGACCUCCAGCGUAGCUCGGACACAAUCAACCCCACCUCUCAUCCUGACAUCUUCAUCAAGGCGCCCCCAGACCCUGAGAACCCUGAAGAUCCUGCGAGCAACACCUCAGACCCAUAUUGGUAUGGUCAGGUUCUCGGGAUUUAUCAUGCGAAGGUGAACACGUCUCUCCCAGAGGUGUGGAAGGGCUCAGAGAUCCGAUGGAUGUACUUUCUGUGGGUCAGGUGGCUAGGUACUGAGCCCAACUACUGUUAUGGCUUCAUGCAAGGACAUUUACCAAUGGUCAGCUUUGUCCCUUCAAUGCAAGAUGGCUCCUUCGGGUUUUUGGACCCUUCUCACAUCAUCCGUGGUUGCCACCUCAUGCCGGCCUAUGCCUUGGGUCGAACUCAUAGUCUGUUGCCUGUCAGCAGAAGUGACGCACGUUGCUUAAACCAAGAUGAGGAGGAUGACUGGACAAACUUUUAUGUUAAUGUUUUUGUCGAUCGCGACAUGGUCAUGCAGCACUUCGGGGGUGGAAUCGGACAUCUCAGCAAUGCUCCAUCACGUCAACCAGUUUGUUCAACUGCCGAGGGCAAUGGGCCCUCACAGGGUGAAGAGGACGAGGACGAGGAGGAACAAGUGCCCGAGCAGUCUGGAGGAGCUACCGUGGCAGCUAAUGACAGCAAACAAAGAGAACAGAUCCACAGCAACAAUGAAGAAGCUUCAGAAGAUGAGCAGGAAGAUGAUGAGCAGGGCCAGGAGGGGGAGGGGGAGGGGGGUAGUGAGGAUGAGGAGGAUAGUGAGGAUGAUGAGGAUGACAAUACCGACAAGGACAGGAAUGAAGAGGAGGGCGAAGACUCCGAGCACGACAUCGUUGAUGACUCUGAUGGCUAUGCAUCUCUAUAA